GCAGAGAGAGCAGGCCCUUACCAAACCAUAUGGUCAUCUCAGAGAAAGGCCAAGUCAGGCUUCUGACAAGCUGUCCCCCAUUGGAAACUGGUCGGCCAGAGGACAGCCCUGUCUUCUGCUCAUGUGUGAUUGUGCCCCUUCCUUUGCCCCACAAAAGAGGUAGCUCGCCAGUGUGGUGAAUGAAGAGGAGAGAAGUUUGCUUGGGAGUCCUCUGAAUUGGGAGCCAGUAAGAAACAGAUUCAGAUUGUGGAGGAAGGCCUGUGCUGGGGCCCAGCCUACCUCAGCCUUGGGCCCUCUGUUAUCAACAUUCUCUCAGCAGGGUCUGCCUGGGCACCAGGUUCCUGCCUCUUACCUUGAGCUGACCUCUAGAGUUCAGGUCUAACCUAGGUUGCAGCUGGAGGUCUGCCUGCUGAGCCUUCACCAGCACAACAGUGGCUCAUCAUUAAGGCAUCUUGGCCCUGGCCAUAGAAGACAGAGGUGCUCUGGUAAAACAAGUAUAAAAUGAAUGCCUGGAUGGUUUCCCUCGUGGUGGGCAUACUCUCUGUCCUCAACACCAUCCAGUUCUUCAUCUUUGACCUGAAUCGGACUACACGCAUUGGCUCUGUGUUCAGCAUCUACAUGGACAAAUUCAGCAUCUACAUGGACUCAGAGUUGAAGCUAGUCACUUGGAUCCUGUUCCACAGGGCUAAGAUCAGCACUGCCCUCUCCCUCACCACCAUCGUCGUCAGCUGCUUCCUCCUUUACUGUAUCUAUAAUAAUAUCUUCCCGGGGCUGCUGAUCUAUGCCAUGUGGAUCAUCACUUAUGAGCUCAUCAACUUCUCCAUAGUCCUGCUCCUCAACAGUAUCAUCAGAGAUCAGUUCAAGCAGCUGAGUCACUUGUACUUGAUCUUCCAAAUCUCACACACGGUCCUGCACUUUUUCUGUCUGCCCUUCAUCUUCAAGCACGCGUACAGCCUUUACAAGGAGCCCCCACCUGUGAACAAGAUAGCCCACCACAGGCCCCCCUCCACCAGUGCAGUGAACUUAAGACUACCUGUCCCUCGGAGAAUGUUGCACCGGAAGUGAAACUGACCCCUGCCGGGAAAGGUGGGAGGGAACGUGCUCCUCAGCAAUGGAACCCUCCCUGCCCCGCCAGUCUUCUGUUGAUGCUGCUUGGUUUGUCAGGGCUUUUGAGUUUUAUGCACUGUGGAAUGAUCCUUGGGAGAGGGCGGGUUGUGUGGAUCAAUUAUUGUGCAGAUGUGUGGUGUGACUUGUUUUAGCAGUUAAUGAUAUAUGCGGCCUUGUGUUUACUUAACCAUC
Callithrix jacchus (white-tufted-ear marmoset) is the source of this 1299-nucleotide messenger RNA. RefSeq names its product transmembrane protein 217B. The record is from RefSeq and is a predicted model, not a curated record. Lineage: Eukaryota; Metazoa; Chordata; Mammalia; Primates; Cebidae.